ACCUGUGCUGCAGCACGUAUUUAACUUACUUCCCAGUCGAGUCAGAUGUUGAAUGUCUUGAAGUAGGUGAUAUCUUAACCCAGUUCAUCCGUACAAAUAUCCUGAAGAUUAGAUUUGGAUACUCUGAAUUUGGUAUAAUAAUAUACUGUUUCAAGACCGCACCACAGAUCACAGUUGCCUAGCAAUACAGAUCACUGUUGCCUAGCAAUACAGAUCACUGUUUCCUAGCAAUACAGAUCACUGUUGCCUGGAGAUACAGACACAUUAGAUAAACACCCCAACCAAAACCAAGCAUGAAUAUGGACGUGGUUUGUGUUGUAUUCGUCCUGGUUGUUCAAAUGUUUAAGAAUGGAGAGACCUCAAGUUCGAGAUGUAAAUAUAGUGUAGAUGAGCACCAUACUGGAAUCUCUGUGGACUGUUCUCAUCACAAUCUGACCUCUGUACCAGUCGAUCUGCCUGCUAACACAACAACUUUAAAUUUAAAUCACAACAAAUUUGAACAUUUAUUAAACCACCAAUUCCUAUAUUUACACCAGUUAAAAAGUCUUAGUUUAAAUUCCAACCCGUUGUAUGAUAUUCAAGAAGGCGCUUUUAAUAAUCUGACGUACUUGGUAGACCUUCAAAUCAUGGGGCAUCGACUCAAUUAUUCUCUCCCCUCUCUACCCAGAGAAGUUUUUAUUCCGUUGAUGAAUCUGAAGACCCUGACUCUUCGAACCAAUUACUACGGCUCAAGGUCGCACUUAAUUUUACCCGAUGAACCCAUCAGUUAUUUAACAAAUUUGAUAACUUUAAAUAUUGACACAGGAGACACAGUUGAAUUUGGAACAGGAUUUUCACAACUAAAAGCUCUAUCAGAAUUAAUAUUAUCAAAUUAUGUCUUAGACAACCAAAUUGUGUCUUGUCCACUAAAGCAGAUUUAUGAUAGCACAUUUUCGGUGUUUCAAAAUAUCUCUAUUGCUACCCUUGAUUUAACAGGCUGUUUUCUUAAUGAAAUGGACAGGAAUGUUUUUGCGCCGUUUAAACAUCUGAAGAAUCUUAUCAUAAAAGCUGACGUAAAUACCAAGCUGGCUUUACCCGAUGCUAUCUCAUCUUUACACGUAUUUAGAAACAAAAGCCUGGAAUCGGUAACAAUAAACGGUGCUGCAUCCAGACAUUUGUUUACGACUACGGCGGGCUAUUUUCUCACUCUUGACAUAUUGAAAGACAUCUGCAUUUCCUUCCUGGACUUACAACUCAAUCAGAUAAACAUGGUGGAAACUUCUGAUUUUUUUAAAAGCCCCCUUCCUAGAUUAACACGGUGUUUAAAACAUAUUGAUUUGUCCAACAAUAAAAUUGCUGCACGAAUAAGUCCUGUGGAAAUUUAUUUAAGUUUUUUCCUUUUUCAGAAUCUUGAGUAUCUGGACAUAUCGGCCCAAUCCAUCGCUAAUCCGUUAGACGACAAAUCUAACUUUGAAGAUUUGGAACACAAUGACAGACAUCAUACGUACCCAUUUGUUUUGCCGAGUAAGCUAAAGUAUUUUUACUUUGGCGGUAUUAAUAGGAUUGGCUUCGUUACUAAUCUUAUAAUCACAGGAGGAACAAAUAUUGUUGCCCUGAACAUGUCGUACAAUUUUGCUGUUUUUUCGGACACAAACAUAACGGGUAUAAUGAACCUACAGAUUCUGGAUUUAAGUGGCAAUAGUUGCUUUUAUAUUGCUCAGUCGUUUUUUGACCGUGUUCCAAAUUUAACCCAAUUAAGACUUAGCAAUACGCAUUUGAAUGUCGAUGCGUUUUUCAAUAUCGGCAAGCGAUUACUGCAGCCAUUAUCCAAAUUAGAAAGGUUAGAUCUAAGUAAAAAUGCGCUGGGUAUAUUACCCCGUGAUAUAUUUCAAGGAUUGUCCAAUUUAAAAGAAGUUUGGCUGUCUUAUAAUAAUUUAAUUACCAUUCCCGCUCUGUCAGGUCUGCCCAGGCUGCAGCAGAUUUAUCUGAGUAAAAAUUCCAUAGUAACGAUAGACGAAGACACUAGAAAAACUCUGGAUGAACUCACAUUAAACGGACAUAAACUUCACCUUUCUAUAUCUGGAAACAUGUUGUCUUGUAAUUGUGAAUCGUUGAGUUUAUUACAGUGGCUGAAUCAAACCCACGUUAACUUGGACGGUGGAGAUUAUCCGUGUAUUAGUUUCCAGGGAAUAAAAACAACUACCGGAAUCGUUACCAGGCGAUUCCAUUCUUUAUACUUACAUUGCUACUCCUAUUUGUGGCUCACUAUUGCUGUAACCGGAAUGAGUGUACUUGUGAUCGCAUUGCUGGUAUCUUUUGUAUUCGUUAAAAAUAAACUAAAGAUAAAACUAAUUUUGCUACGAAUGAUCGGGCGAUAUGUGAAAGCCAAGAAGCGAGAAGAGUUCCUGUAUGACGUAUGUGUUCUGUAUGCUGAUGACGUGUACCAAUGGGUGUGUCACACUCUUCGUGACGAGUUAGAAGUGCGACGGGGAUUAAAACUUUAUCUUCGUGACAGAGAUGAAGCCCUUGGGGCUGAUAAACCAACUGAAUUAUACAACACCAUGGAGUCUAGCUGGAAAGUUUUUCUUAUUUUAACUCCUGGAUUUCUGGCUUCUGAUUUCUCAUCGUCCACGAUGGCUAUGUGUUUAUCGUUUAUAACAUUAACCACGCCCAACCGAUUGAAUUUAAUUUUGGAUGUUAAUCUGAAUAUACCGACUAAUAUCGAUUACUUUCUGGAGUCUGUUAAUGAAGAAAAUAUUUACCGUUAUGACAUAAAUCACAUGGACGCGAAUAACCCACAUUUCUGGAAUAAAAUUUAUCACGGAAUAACGACCGUGGACAACAAAUAACAUAGUGAUCAAUCAGGGACGUGGAAAUUAUUUCAAAUAUAAAUAAACAGUAUUAGUUUUUUGUCUAUUUCUAGAAUAUAUAAUGUUGUUUUUUUCUAUUGAUGACUUCAACACGUUACUUAUUAUUUUGUUUUACUUUUUGGGGGGUAUUUCUAGAAUUGUAUGCUAAAUAUGUAGUGGAAAACAAAUAGCCUAACAUUCAGAUGGAGAAAGACCUCAGAUGGAAUGGGGAAAGACCUCAGAUGGAAUGGGGAAAGACCUUUAGAUGGAAUGGAGAAAGACCUCAGAUGGAAUGGGGAAAGACCUCAGAUGGGGAAAGACCUUUAGAUGGAAUGGAGAAAGACCUCAGAUGGAAUGGGGAAAGAUCUUUAGAUGGAAUGGAGAAAGACCUCAGAUGGAAUGGGGAAAGACCUCAGAUGGGGAAAGACCUUUAGAUGGAAUGGAGAAAGACCUCAGAUGGAAUGGGGAAAGACCUCAGAUGGAAUGGGGAAAGACCUCAGAUGGGGAAAGAUCUUUAGAUGGAAUGGAGAAAAGACCAAUCAGGGGCGUGGUAGAAAGAUAAAUAAAAACUAUUAUUUUUCCUUUUGGUGUUUAUUUUUAUUUCUUAGACCGAAAUAGCUUUUUUGUCUUUUUCUAGAAUACAAUUUUAUUGAUUAAUUACUUAAAAACGUUACUUGUUACUUUGUUUUACUUUUUGGUGGUAUUUCUAGAAAAAUAUAUAUUUGGAGUGCACGUAUUUCUAGAAUUGUAUACUAAAUAUAUUUUAAUACAUUUUAGUUAUUAAGUUAGAAAGGUUUUUUUUAUUUUUUUUUUUACUUUUGUAUUUCUAAAAUUAUUGUAUAUUAAUUGUAUUUUGAAAUGAAAUAAAAGGGGGUUUGACGUGGCA
Molecule: messenger RNA, 3714 nt
Organism: Patella vulgata (common limpet)
Lineage: Eukaryota; Metazoa; Mollusca; Gastropoda; Patellidae
Product: toll-like receptor 7
Exons: 3
Coding region: 294-2828 (844 amino acids)
Biological process (GO): signal transduction
Cellular component (GO): plasma membrane; extracellular matrix
Molecular function (GO): protein binding
Source: RefSeq, a predicted model, not a curated record